UUUUUUUAUUUCACCCUGCUCAGUUUGGCAACAUUAAGAUGUACAAUGUUGCACCGCGAAAUGAUAUUUGUUGCACAAGUCGAAAAGAAUCGCAAAAUAAUAUUAUUUGUCAUUGAUUAUUUUAUUUCUUAAUCUGUAUAACUAUAUUUGAUGUAUUUAUUUAUGACAACAUGAAAUGCGUUUGCUAUUAGUUUUGUUCUCUGUUGUGUUUUCGAGAUUGAAUCAAUUGCUGCAACAAUGUUGUAAUAGAAUAAAUAAACAUGGUUUGGGGUUUAUGCUUUAGAGACUUAUUGCCCAAAUUGUACUUAUUCUGAUUAAUCAUAAUUUAUUUCAUGUUCUGAAGUUCGCUUAACGUAUUUAAAAGCAUGAACUCUGAAGUUGUAGUAGUAAAGAUUGAAGUUGGCCAUAAAGCUGUUUUGAAACCUAAAGAAACUCCUGAUGGCCACACUCAUGAUUGGACGGUCUUUGUUCGGGGUGCGGAAGACAAUAAGAUAGAACACUUUGUUGAAAAAGUUAUAUUUUCUCUUCAUCCGAGCUUCCCAAAACCUAAAAGAGUUGUAAAAGAACCACCUUUUGCAGUCUCAGAAACUGGAUAUGGUAGUUUUACUAUGCCUAUAGAUGUAUACUUCAAGUCGAAUGAAGAACCUAAGAAAGUACGAUUUAACUAUGACUUGUAUGUGAAAGUAGGCUCAACUUUUUCCAAUAUUCGCUUGGAAAAAAUGACUUUUAAAAAUCCUGCACAGGAAUUAAGAGAAAAACUUUUGAAAGCUGGCGGGGUAACAAGCUUCACUAGUUCCGACAGUGAAAGUGCAUUUUCGCACACCCAAGACAGUAACAAUUCACAGGAUGCUGAAGAACUCCCUGUUUCUACACAUCCAAAAAGCAUUGCUUCCAAAAAACCUAGGCCUGUUCUCCCAACAAAGGAAAAGAAGAAGAAAAAGAAGGAAUUCUCAAAGGUCCCGCAUGACCCUCCAAAGCCACCACCUGUCAAACCUGCUUCUCCAGCUCCUGCAUCUAAAUCUGCUUCUAGUCAGCCAAUUCCAGAAGUUUUUGGAGGCCAGAUAAAAUCCAAAAAUUCACCCGAUACAAAAUCAAAGGAGCCGACAAAACCUACAGUAUCUAAAAUACAGUCUUCUACUGUGCCUAAGCCUAUAGCUAGUCAUUCUUUUACCGACAUAUUUGGUGCUCCGAUUAGGGCGAAAAGCUCUCCAGACCCUGGUGGGAAAACGAAGGGAACUAGCAGCUCUAGUCAGUCCAAGAGUAAAUCCAGUACGGUAACUACCAAUUCAUUCAGUAAAGAAAAAAGCUCAUCUAAAGAUUCUCAUCAUUUACCAAAAGAAAAGUCUCAUUCAGUUAAAAAGUCCCCAUCAUCUAAAGAAAGCCACCGUUCAUCUAAAGAUAUUCAUCAUUCUUCUAAAGAUUCUCAUUCCGUACCUAAAGAAACUAGCUCACUUUCUAAAGACCAUUCCACUAAAGAUACUCUUGAUUCCUCUCAAAAGGAGCGUCCUCCUAAAUUGAAGGAACAUAAAUCUUCCAAAAAGUCUCACUCUUCUAAAGAUGGGCACCAGUCUUCAAAAAUAAAGCACCAUUCUAAAGAAUCUCGUCAUUCUCCUAAACAGCCUCACCAAAGUAAACGAGAUCAUCACAUUUCUCCUAAAGAUACUCAAGCUCCUAGUGAUUUACCAUUACUACCUAAAGAGAGUAAUUCUGUUGCAAAAGAAUCCCAUCGUGUGUUAAAGGACCCACAACCUAGCACUAAAGAAACACUACCUGUGAAAGAUUCUGAAAAUUCAAAAGAAAGCAUUUCUGGUGUCAAAGAGCCUUAUCCAUCUACAAAAGAAAUUUCUAAACCUAUUAAAAAAGAACCUCACCCUGUUAUUAAAAAAGAACAUUCAACCAUUAAAGACCAACAUCAAAUCAAGAAAGAGCCUCAGGCUUCUUCCAAAGAUGUUCAUUCUUCAAAAAAAUCAAAUCGUCCUCCAAAAGAUGCUCAUAGUUCUGUGAAAGACUCAAAGCGGAGUCAUAAAGACAAAGAUCGCCCUCCCAAAGUAUCUCAUGUUCCUAAAGAGCCUGAAACUCCCAUCAAAGAACCUGAGUGCCCUCCCAAAGAACAUAUUAAGAAAGAAAGCCAUCGGCCGCCUAAAAAGUCUCAUCAUAAAGAGAAACAUUCAAAUGACUCAGUUUCUCAUAAGGAGCAUCAAAAAGAUCACAGUGCUUCGAAGGAAGUAAUUCGUUUGUCUAAAGAAGAACCUUUGCCUAAAGAAAUCCCUCACGCUAAAGAGCUGCAUGAGACUCCUAAAGUAACACACUCUUCAAAUAAAGUGCACCAUCAUUCCUCAAAAGAAUCUCACAAAGAGAAUCGCCAUAAACAUAAGGACCCACAUGUAUUCAAACAACCUCGUGUACCUGAUGGGCCGCAACCAAAUAGAGAAAGCUCACAAAUAAAAGAGAUUCAUCAUGCCAAACAUAUCCAUCCCUCAAAAGAAGCAAUACGAAGCUUUAAAGAGCCUCCUCCAGUUCCAAAAGAAACUCACCACACUGAAUCCAAAGAUGUAAAAGUUAUUAAACAGCCAAAACCAGUGAAAGAGCCCAAACCAGUGAAAAGAGCUGCUCCUGAACCACCCAAAAUUCACCAACCUCCCUUAAAGAAAAGAAAACCUAUAUCUUCCUCUUCUGGAAGCGAAGAUGAGGAACCAGCUUUUACGCAGUUGAGAUUGCCUAAUGCUAAAGAGAAAAUUGAGAAACAUAAGUUUAAAUCAUUCAGCCCUCUGCCAGUGGAAGAAGAAAAACCAAAGCACAAAGGUAACGUAACCCCGAUUGAUAGAGAAUCUCCCAGGCAUCCUACUCCGAGUCCACCCGAGGUUGCACCAUCAUCUGUCUCAAGUAAUGAGGAUUCAGGUUCGGAAUCGGAUGAUUCGAAGAGAAGCAGUAAUGUCCGUGCGCAAUAUAGUAGUCCUGCAUCUAGCAUAUCUGAAACUUCACUUGAUGGAAAUCCACCUUUUGCAAUUGACGAGUUGGAAAGCAAUGUUAUAUCACCAUUAAGUAGUGAUUCUGAACCAUCUCCAAAGCCUCCUAAGAGGAAAAUUGUGAGCAGUGAUUCAGAGGAUCUGGAUGAAUCUCCUUCUCCGAAAUCACAAAGAAGUAAAGUAGCUACUAGUGAUUCAGAGGAGUCUGUUUCUCCCAAACAAAUUGAAGAAAAGUCCUCCAGUAGUGAUUCUGACUCUGAUGCUAACAGCGCGGAAUCCAAUUCUGAGCCUGAAGCAGAAGAGGAGGAGGAAGAAAUGCAAGUUAACUCGGAAUCAGAAUCCGAGUCUGACUCUGAUUCAAAUAAAAGUCCAAAAUCAGAACCUGAAUCUGCAUCUUCUCCAGAAGUACCACAUAGGCUUGAGCAAAGUCAUUACUAUCACAAACAGAAAUCCAAGAACCAUUUUCAAGGGAAUGGAAGCGUUAGUAAUGAUGCUCAUGAAAAUUACUAUUCCGAUGAAGAAAACAGCCCUCUGUACUAUCCCCCGAGAGAAAAUAGCCGCUAUCCCCCGAAAGAUGACUAUUUUGAUACCAAUGACUUGUUUAAAAUGCAGAGAAUAAUUAUGACUACCGACGAUCGGCAACUUCUGCAGAAUGUUGUGGAUAUUGUGGAGGUAACUGGUAAAUUUCACGUCUCUAGUACAACAGUUGAAUUUGAUCUUUGCAAUCUGGACACUACGACUUUAAAGCGUUUGAAGUACUAUUUAUUAUGAGCCUGUGAUAUGUCUCAUCAUCAUUCUUGUUUAUAUAUUCAUAUAUAGUGAGAUGACAUCCCCCCCCCUUUUCAUCCAUGUCAUUUUUGAAAUGGAGUAGCUAGUGAUAAGAUGUGGCAAGUGCAAUCCAUGGAACUGCUCCUUUUUCAUUUUGAUGAAGAUUGUUAUCACAAAACAAAAUGACCUAAUUAUUUAUAGUAUUUUUAAUUAGUGAGAAAAUAUUUUAUUUGUAAGCAUGUUAAAAUUUGUUAUUAUAUAGAUAUAAUAAAUAAAUGUUAUUUAUUAUAUACAUAUAAUAAAUAUAAUGUUGACUGUCAUUAUAUUUGUUGAAAAUCAUGAAUAUUACGUUCUCUGAUUUUUUGUGUUCAUAAUUUAUUAGGGACAUUAUAAAGCAUAUUGAAGAAUUAAUAUAUUUUGCUGUAACUCUUAACUUUUGUGUAAUAUUUAUAAAAGCAAAUUUUAUGUUACGUUUGUAGAAGAAUAGAAUUAUAUGUCAAAUAUUUUGUUCUGUUUUCUUGUUAUUGUGAAUUAUAAUAUACCCCUCUUUUGAAAAUUCAAAUACUUAUACUGUAAAUGCACCUUUAUUUUUAUUGUAUGUAAAAAAAAAAAUUUCUUUCUAGCCGUUGGUCUUAGACUAAUCUGUGUUAAAGAUUUUGCUGAACUUAAAAAAAAAAAAAAAAAAAGCUCAUGGGUUUUUGCAAAGUUGCAAUUUCAUUAUACAUCAAGGGGUGAUUGUAUUCUGGCUGUACCAGAAUACAGCCAGAAUGGAAUAUACUACAUGGAAUUCAGGGGUUUUCGUAUUAUUCUUCUGGGUAUAAAAAUUAAGAGCAAGGCAUAUGACUUCAUUGGGAAUAUUGCGGUAUCUCAUUUCUCAGGAAUUUUAGUUCUUGGAUUCUUUCUAAUCAAAAACUUAAAAAUCUGGCAAAAUUUUAAUGGGAUUCCACAAUCUAAAAAGUAAAUUUUGAAACUUUUGUUAAAUCUGAAUAGUAAAAAGUUUUUUGUGGACGCAUACCAGAUUUUGGAGAUUGUGAGGAUUUUUGCAAUUUCUAUUUACAUGAUUUUAAUAUCAAGCGUUGAUUUCCGUAUUUAAUUUAAAAGUUACACGUUGCGAUUCGUAUUCGCAUAGUUUAAGAUUCAUACUCAAGCGGUUCAAAAUACAGCAUUGCGGUUUUAAUUCACACAUUAGAUUUCGUAAUUCGAGUUUACUAGAGUUUAAAAUUCAAUAUCGCAAUUGUAUUCACACUUUUUAAAAAAUAUUAUAUAGCGAUUUGUAUUCAUGCUUUUGUAAUAAUUGAUUUUCGUAUUAAUACAUGAUUUAAAAGCUACAUUACAAUUCAUAUUCACACUAUUCUAAAAUGGAAUAUUGUGAUUCAUAUUCACCCGAUUUUAAAAUCCAAUAUCGCGACUCUUCUAAGAACUAAGGUUUUUCUUAAAUAAGGUGUGAUAUUCUUCAGUGGUAGGUAAUUUAAUCAUAAAUCUUAUUUCAGGAAAUUAUGUUAGGCACGAAACAUUAUGGUGUAUAAAUUGGUAUCGUGAUAUUGAUUUUUUGCACAUUAAAGUUUCAGAGUUUUUCACUUCAAUCACCCCUGAUUGCAUUUGCGUGCAACUCAUAUUCCUUUACCUCAGUGCUUUAUAAUUUACUAAAAGAACUCUAAAAAAUUCGUACUUGCCACAAGGAAUAAUACUGUGCUUCCAAUUUUUGCUGCUGCCAACUUUUUUUUUUUCAAUUAGUCAGUUGUAUUCUCCAGAAAUUUUUUUUUAUUCUUUUGUCAUUUUACUGUAUGUGCCAGUUAAGCAUUUUUUAUUGAUAUUUCAUUGCUUAUAUUGUUGCUAAUUAUGUGUUUUUUAAAGUAUUGUAUGAUUUUGGAAAACACCUACUAAAUUCUGAAAAGUUAUUGUUAAUGUGUAUUGUAUAUUAUAUUUUUGAUGUUUCUCCCUUUUUUAUUGAAAAGCUUAUUAGUAGAAUAGUGUUUUGAAAACAAUAACCUUCCCAUGUUCAAAAACAUUGUUCAGUUGUGUGAAGUAUUUAUUUAUACUUCCAUUUCUUCAAUAAGUUAUUAUCAAUUAUAGCAAUCAAUAUUAUCAAUAUAAGCAAUAAGUAGCUAACAAUUGAUAUAAAAAUUAAGCUCUCUAAAAGGAAAUAAGAUAUGAAGUGUGCACCUUUAUUGAAGGUAGUCCAUUAAAUUGCAAUAUAGGAAGCAUUUGUAGGAGAGCAAGCUAGAAGUGUCCCAAAUUUGGGUUAGGAUCUGCAAAGUAUGAUUACAAAGGUUACUUAAGUGCAAAUAUGUUACUUAGUGUUCUGAUUUCUAAAUAUAUCCAGUGUCAGGGCUUUCUUUGAAAAGUGAAUUCUCAAAUUAAAUACAUAGCUGCCAACUCUACUGGAUUUUCCAGUAGACUACUGGAUUUUACUAGUUUCUCCUGGUCUACUGGUUUAGUAAAAAUUCUCCUGAUUUUUGUACAUUUUAGAAAAUUGAUUAAGUUUCCUUAAAAAAUUCCUAUAUUUCAAAAGGGAAUAAAAUUUUUGUGCAGAUUAUUGCUUGAAUAUUUAAAUAAGUGUCACUGAUAGUGAAGCGAUCCUCAUUUAUAAAAUUCAGUUUACUAACUGAAUGAAUUAAAUGCCUAAUUCUAUUCAAAAUUAUGAAUAAACAUAAGACAUAACAUAUUAUGUGAAAUCAUAACUGGAAAAUAUUGCAGUUUUUCUAUUUCAAAGAGUAUAAAAAUCCCUGAAAUUCUAUAUGUGUAAAAUAUUUAGUAUAUUUUGCAGCAACUAUCAUGAAAUUUAUAUUAUUUUUUGAAAUCUACUGGAUUUUUUCCUUUCCGUGUUAGCAGCUAUGUAAAUAAGAUCAGUUGCAGUAGUUUAAUCAUAAAUUUCUGUGUUUGAUUGCUUGUAGCAUGCAAAUUUUAAUCUGUAACAUAUAUUGUGCUCAAAAUUAUAUAUUUUUAAUUGUUAUUGGGUACUUUUUUUAAACCCUUUUUUGGCAAAUCCAAAAAAAAAAAAAAACCCAACUUUUUUGUUGUUGUUUUUGAUGCUAUUGCUCUCUUUGAAGUAAGUUUUUGUCCUAUUUUAGGAUUUUACAAAAUUAAACUAUUUCGAAAUAUAAAAAAAGGGAAAAUAAUACUUUCAUUUUUAUAUUUUAUCUAAAAAGAAUAUAGAAAAUAAAGUUAUAGUUAAAAUACAUGUUAGGAAGAGCUAAUGACUUUUUGAAAUAUUAAUUUAAUAUAAAUUUUUAAUAAGAAAAACUAAUUCAUUUAUUUUUACAGUGCAAAUUUUUUGUUAUUUAUUCCCUAUGUUAGAGAAAAUUGGGAAUAAGUCAACACAAAUGUUUUUUAACCCUAUGUAUAAAUAUGUUAUGCUUAUUUUAUUUCUUAAGUUGCUUAUUCCUUUGAAAAGCAAUUCCUCAUUCUUUCUAAAAAAAAAAUUUCUGCAACUAGAAAGCAAUAAUUUCUCCUUGUAUGCAAAACUACUUAUUUUUCAAUGUUUCAUCUAUAUAAUGUAAAUGUUCAUGAAAAAAAGGGAUGUGUUGGCAUUUGAGUAUAAUUCAAAAUUUAUUGCAAUGCUUACAUAAAAAAAAAAUAAUAAUAAAAUCACAAAUUUUAAAUAGGGAUUUCUUUAAAAAAUAUUUUAUGUCAUUUAUUUCCUUAAAAUUCCAAUAACAGGUAAGUUUAUUUAAUAUAAAGAUAUCUUAUAAAGUGGUGUAGUGUUGUUGAUCAGUGCUAAGAAUGAGUUUUUAAUUUAUUUAAGUACUUUUUUUGUGUCAUUUGAAUACAUUCAUUAAAAAUAAUUUCAUUUUGUGGAGCAUUUUUUAUUUACAUUGUACAUAGCAUCCAGUGCCAUUAUGUUAUGAAUUGUAUAUUGUACUAUCAGUAUUCUGAAAAAGAAUUUUUUUAAAGCUAUGAAAUGUAGAGUUAGCUUGCAUACUUUUGCAGUUUUCAAAUUUGAUAGUUUUUGAAUGUUUGAGAGAAAAUAAAAAGUAAUUUUUAGUAAGGAUGUUUUAUAAUUAUAAAUAACCCUUUGUUUUGAGAUUUUGAGUAAGUUAAUGUGUAUAAGUAUGAACUUUUUUCUAACAAUUGUAAAAACAUUCUUGUAAUAUGGAUGAAUUAUUUACUUUUGACUGUUUUACUUGUUCUACUUAACUGUUGAAAUUAGUUGCAAAAUUGAAUUGUUCUCUUUUUAAAAUAAAAACCUAUGCUCAUAAAUUUGUAAAAAAUAAAAAAAUUCUUAAAACUU
This is a messenger RNA of Parasteatoda tepidariorum (common house spider), 7965 nucleotides long. It is a transcript of the gene ear, whose product is annotated as ENL/AF9-related super elongation complex transcription factor. Gene Ontology annotation, biological process: positive regulation of DNA-templated transcription. Lineage: Eukaryota; Metazoa; Arthropoda; Arachnida; Araneae; Theridiidae. Gene Ontology annotation, molecular function: chromatin binding. Gene Ontology annotation, cellular component: transcription elongation factor complex. The record is from RefSeq and is a predicted model, not a curated record.